Molecule: messenger RNA, 2584 nt
Organism: Somion occarium
Lineage: Eukaryota; Fungi; Basidiomycota; Agaricomycetes; Polyporales; Cerrenaceae
Source: the annotation of a GenBank genome assembly
UAUCCCCAUUUCCAGCGUUCAAUAAGACCCUUGAUUACUUGUAACCUUAGACCUGUACAUGUGCAUGAUUGUAUCAUGCCGCGUAUUUCGACAUACCGUGAGUAGGCACGAUUAAUAAACCGUGCGCUUCUCCUCUCCUCAUCUGCGAGUCGCUCGAAUAACUCAUCGAUUGCCGAGGAUCCCAAUGAACUCGCCUUGUUACGACUUGAUCUGCGCUGGUCAAAGUUCUCAAGGCGUUCAACAUUGUGUUGCGUGCCACAAUGUGCUUACGGUCGACAACAAGCAACCUUUCUGCAGUGAUCACUGCGAUGCAAUUUCGAAAGACAUUUGCUCCAUCAUCGACCAAUGUUCCCCGCAACAAAACAGGGCAAUGUGUGUGUCACAGCUGCAAGCCGUUGGAGCGCAAGAAGCUGCGAAUGUCUUACAGAAUUUGCUUGAGAUACCAGCCAAAGGACACUACCGGCGGUUCAUCCGUCCAGUUUUGACUAUGCUAGCAAAGGAGACUGAUAAGAUACCAUCGAAGUUAUUCAUCACAUCAGUAGAGGCUGACGAGUGGAAUGAAAGUAACAUAAUAAUGGGAGGGUUCGGAGUAGUUCAUUCAGGCCUCUACAAGGGCCAGCCUGUAGCUCUCAAAUGGGUGCGUGUCACCUCCAGGGGGGACAAGAGAGCGAAGAUUCAAUUAGAGAAGUCGUUAUAUCGCGAGGCCCUUACAUGGUUGAAUCUCAGACACCAGUAUAUUCUUCCCUGCCUUGGGAUCAGUCGGGAGACCAAGCCAAGCAAUUGCAUCGUCUCGCCUUGGAUGGCCGGAGGCGAUCUUCGCACUUUUAUAACGGGAGACUGUGAUCUCACUGUGAUUAAGAUGCUCAUAUCAUCAUGGCUCCGCCAGAUUGCCAUAGGAGUACUGUACUUGCACAUGGAAAACAUUGCUCAUGGAGAUCUUCGUUGUGUAAAUGUUCUGCUUGACCCGAAGAACUCGACGAUUUGCGUUGCCGACUUCGGUCUUGCUGUCUUCGCCGAUAAUAUCAGCCAAGCCAAUGAUUCUGAACGUGGCGGCAAUCCAAAUUGGCUUGCUCCGGAACUCAAUCCUAGCCUUGGUGGAUUGAAUUCAUCCACACGUCCAACCUAUCAGGGUGAUAUCUACUCCUACGGCUGUGUUAUCAUAGAGCUGUUCACACAAGCGAACCCGUCGUUGUUGAUCAGCAUCGCUGUUUACAACGAGAAACCUCUUGAUAAAGAGGAAAUUUGUGGUCGCACAUCCAUCCCGAUACCGGACGGCUUUUGGAGUCUUGCUAAGGCAUGCUGGUUUAAAGAACCAUCUCAACGGCAUCCUAUGCUGCUCCUUGUGCAAACACUUGAUCAGAUAGGAACUCAAAAUUUGCAAGAUUUUAGCAUUGGAUCUGAACAUGCUGCAACCAUAUACCUGGAAGAUACGGCCGCCCCAUCCGAUGAAGCUAUCUUCAACAUUCGUGUUUAUUUAGGCAAACUGCCUACACAAGUUGGAUCCCUACAAGUGGAUGAAUUGAAACUCUAUUGGCACGUCACUCAAGAGAUGCAUAGAUAUAUCUUCUUGAAGGCAUAUGCCCUUGCCGAAGACAUCAACCUCAUCAUAGCAGCUUUUAGAACGCUCCUCGAACUCACUCCGGGCCUUCUUGAGACAGAGUUUUGGUUAAAAACUCUACAUAGGGAGAUCAUUUGGCACCGAAAGCUCGUCCAGAGAGAGCGAGACCGCUGUGUAGCUUGGACCGAGAUUUGGCUUGGACCUACCAAACGCAAUUAUCCGAGUCCUCGAAACCAUGAGGAUAGUCUUGUCAAAAUAAGAUUGAGAAAGAUUAUUUUGACGGUCCAGGCAUUGGUCCGUUUCCGUCAACGCAAACCCGCCAAACCCUCAACCCCAACGGUCAGCGGUCCUGUCAUAAUAGACCUGGAAACUACACCGCCCGAGGGGAGCUUUGGACAUUUUGACAGAAAAUGGCGCGCCGCUGCGUCGUUUUGGAAGGAAGUUUCUGAUGUCCUGGAGCACGUUCUCGCCAGUCUCGAUGAUGCACUAGCAUUCAGUGCCGAUUUAGAUUUAUCGCCCGACGGAGGCUUUGUGGAUGAUCUACAGCCGAUCCUCGGUACCUAUGCCCCUUUGCUAGUCGUAUUGAAACGAUAUUGUGACAGAGUACGGCACUAGUCCAGGCCACAGCCUAAUAUCUAAGAGAGUGUAUUGUUGUGUACUGUAUGAGAGAGUAAACUCAAGCCGUGACUAGUUAGGUGAAACCUGGGUCUCAAUGAUUCGUAAGAAUGGAAUGGUGGUAUCGCGAUAGUGGGCCGGUGCUAUAAGCUGCAUCGUGCAUAUUAUAAGGAUAAGAACUGCGUAGUGAUCAAAUCCGUACUACGCACCAGAUUUGGUCGAGUCGUCUUCGUAACCCAUUCGAUUUCUUUCACCGUGCACGUCUUGAUCUAAAGCUCAGUGAGAGACGAUAGAGGGAUAGCCAUAUAACAUGUCCCAUACAUAUUGCAAGAUGGCGUUUAUCGCAUCUAGGUUCUCUUGGACAUUGUGUAGAGACUUUGAUACUGGGGAACUGUCGAUUGGAAGGCUUGC